UCAUUUUUGGAUAAAGUUUAAUUUUAUGUAAGUUAGUGCGAGAAUAAAAAUUGUUGCUGGUAAGAGAACGAAGCAGGCGGCAGUUUACAUCUAACUGUAGCUCCCUUCUCCCCACCUCCUCGCUAUUUCGAUCAAGAAUCCCCUCGUUAAACCCUAAUAAUCAAGAUUCCUCAAGCAAUCCAUCAAUUUUCAAUCUCAAUUUGAUUCCGACGAAGACCCACGGUUUGAAAAUCCCAAGAAAUCUGCGAAAGAUACACCUUUUAGGGUUUCCGGUAUCCAAUUUUGCCAUCUCCAUGAAAUGAUUGUGAACUGCAGUGAACCCAACAACGCACUCGACUCGAGCUCGAGAUCUAUAAACGAGACGGUGAAUGGGUCGCACCACUUCACCAUACGCGGCUACUCUUUGGCGAAGGGCAUGGGACCCGGCAAGUACAUUUCUUCCGAUACUUUCAGCAUCGGCGGAUAUGAAUGGGCGAUUUACUUUUAUCCGGAUGGGAAAAACCCCGAGGAUUCCUCGAUGUAUGUCUCGGUUUUUAUUGCGUUGGCCAGCGAAGGCACUGAUGUGAGGGCACUAUUUGAGCUCACUCUUUUGGAUCAGAGUGGGAAAGGCAAGCAUAAGGUUCAUAGUCAUUUUGAUCGGGCCCUGGAGAGUGGGCCUUACACGCUCAAAUACAGGGGAAGCAUGUGGGGUUAUAAACGAUUUUUCAGAAGGACUUCUUUGGAGACUUCUGAUUUUCUGAAGGAUGAUUGUCUUUCCAUGAAUUGUACUGUUGGAGUUGUUCGAACUCGUGUUGAGGGGCCAAAAUUGUACAGUGUUCCCAUCCCUCCAUCAGAUAUGGGCCAAAGUCUCAAGUAUUUGCUGGAUGCUGAACUUGGCUGCGAUAUAAUUUUCCAAGUUGGGGAAGAAUCAUACAAGGCUCAUAAGUUAAUACUCGCUGCCCGUUCUCCUGUGUUUAGAGCCCAGUUUUUUGGACUUGUUGGAAAUCCUAAUAGUGACAAAGUGGAACUUGAGGAUGUUGAACCUUCUAUUUUCAAGGCAUUGCUCCAGUUUAUUUACUCUGAUGAACUUCCAGAUUUUCAUGAAAUAAUUGGCUCAACAUCAACGUCUUCUGCAAUAAUGAUGCAACAUCUGUUGGCUGCUGCGGACCGCUUUGGUUUAGAUAGGUUGAAACAAUUAUGUGAAGCAAAAUUGUGUGAAGAGGUUAGCGCU
Molecule: messenger RNA, 1210 nt
Organism: Sesamum indicum (sesame)
Lineage: Eukaryota; Viridiplantae; Streptophyta; Magnoliopsida; Lamiales; Pedaliaceae
Gene: BPM3
Product: BTB/POZ/MATH-domains containing protein
Biological process (GO): protein ubiquitination
Molecular function (GO): protein binding
Source: RefSeq, a predicted model, not a curated record